Anguilla anguilla (European eel) is the source of this 2128-nucleotide messenger RNA. Its product is annotated as tripartite motif-containing protein 35-like. The coding region runs from base 298 to 1728 and encodes 476 amino acids. Lineage: Eukaryota; Metazoa; Chordata; Actinopteri; Anguilliformes; Anguillidae. Gene Ontology annotation, molecular function: zinc ion binding; protein binding. The transcript has 7 exons. The record is from RefSeq and is a predicted model, not a curated record.
GGCCAGCUCUCGCCUUUUCAGGCCAGUAGAAGCGAGAGAAAAAAUGGCCUAGCUAGCUUUUGUCCAUCUCUUUGAUUCCCUGCUCAUUCCAGUUAGGGGACACUACUCUCUGCACCUUGUAAAUCCCUCAAGAGCAGUCAGUUCAGGCACAUUAUCAUCUCAGUAUAUGGGCAUGAAGACUGAAGACAACAAGCCUGAUCAGCCAGUUUGUUCCAGUUUUGAACGAUAUGGGGUGUGUUCUGUCUAAAGUUCAGCAAAACUAAAAGUGAAAGUAUCUGAGAGGACGGAGUCUGUAAAAUGGAGGCUAAAGCUUUGGUUCCUGAGGACGAGCUCUGUUGUUCUGUAUGUUGCGAUAUUUUUAAAGAGCCUGUUAUCCUGAAAUGCAGCCACAGCUUCUGUGGAGUGUGUCUGAAGCAGUACUGGGAAGAGAAGAGCUCUCGAGAGUGUCCCAUCUGCAGGAGAAAGGCCUCUAUGGAUAAUCCUCCGGCAAACCUGGCCUUAAGAAGCAUUGUGGAGUCCUACUUAAAGCAGAAGACUGAGAGAGAAACUACCGACACGAGUAAUGCUCGCUGCAGUCUUCAUGGGAAGAAACUUCUAUUCUUCUGUGAACAUGACAAAGAGCCUCUCUGUGUCGUCUGUCAGACUUCAAAAAAACACAGAAACCACCCGGUCUGUCCAGUGGAAGAGGCCGUACUGGAGCUGAAGGAGGAACUCAAGCCUGCACUUAAUCUUAUUAAAGAAAAACUGAAGAGGAUUACUGAGGUUGAACAAGAAUGUAAGAAAACAGCUGAACACAUCAAGAGUCAGGCCCAGCACACAGAGAGGCAGAUAAAGGCAGAGUUUGAGAAGCUCCACCAGUUCCUACGAGAGGAAGAGGAGGCCAGACUAGCUGCUCUGAGGGAGGAAGAGGAGCAGAAGAGUCGGAUCAUGAAGGAGAAGAUAGAAAACAUCACAGGACAAAUCUCCACUCUUACAGACAACAUCACUGCUAUAGAGAAGGCAAUGGACACUGAAGACACCUCCUUUUUACAGAGCUACAAGAACAUCAAGGAAAGAGCCCAGUGCACACUGCAGGAUCCAGAGCUGCUCUCAGGGGCACUGAUAGAUGUGGCCAAACACCUGGGCAACCUGAAGUUCAGAGUCUGGGAGAAGAUGCUGGAGAUGGUGCAGUACACUCCUGUGUUGCUGGACCCCAACACUGCAGCCGCCUCGCUUUCUCUCUCUGAUGAUCUGACUACUGUGAGAUUAGGUACAUACCAGAAAUAUCCUGACAACCCAGAGAGGUUUAAACUCUAUGUGAAUGUGCUGGGAUCUGAGGGGUUUACCUCAGGGACACACAGCUGGGAGGUGAAGGUUGGGAAUAAACCAGACUGGAAUAUAGGAGUGGUGAAAGAGUCCAUCAGUAGGAAGGGAGAUAUAACAUGCAGCCCAAAGAGUGGAUUCUGGGUCUUAGCGCUGAGGAAUGGUGAUAAGUACCUUGCAGCUGGAGCUGCUGACCUCACACUGAAGAGGAAGCCCCAGAGCAUCAGAGUGCAGCUGGACUAUGACAGGGGGAAGGUGUCCUUCUUCGACUCCAGUGACAUGUCACUCAUUUACACUUUUAAAGACACAUUUACUGAGAGAGUGUUCGCAUUCUUCUCUCCCUGUUUGAACAAUGAUGGUAGGAACGAAGGACCUCUGCAAAUAUGCCCAGUUGAAGUUUCCGUAACAGUGAUGUCAUCCCAGUGAGCAUUUUCUUUUCUUUUCUUUUUUGAACAAAGAACAGGUGUAGGAAUUUUGGUUGUUUCUAAUCUGCCUCAGCGUGCCUGGUUAUUGACUUGAUCUGGGGCAGACUAGACAUGUGAACUGAUCAAAGGGGACUGGUUGAUGGCCUACCAGAACCAAAUGGGAGGCACACGCACAGAGGCCUAUCACAUUUGGUCAGUGUGAUAGGCCUCAGUAUGCAUGAAUGUUGAUUUAGGAUGGAGCUACCGGAGACAUGGAAGUAUAAAGGGGGGUGUUUUAAUAGCCUAUCAGAAGAGAGCAAACAUGCAUACAGAUGUAACAAUAACCGUUUGGUUACCUUGUCGGUACAUUUUGCUCUGGUAGAGGGGUAUGAAGCUGGUGCUUGAACAGCACUCUGUUGUAA